Messenger RNA from Macrosiphum euphorbiae (potato aphid), 816 nucleotides. The record is from the annotation of a GenBank genome assembly. Lineage: Eukaryota; Metazoa; Arthropoda; Insecta; Hemiptera; Aphididae.
AUGCCAGUUAAAUGUAACGAAUAUGAAGCAUACUGCAAAUAUUGUAAGCAAACACUAAAAACAGAAAUUACUGUUUUAAAACUUCACGCACUUGGUAAAAAACACAAAUCAAUUAUGUUGAGUGGACAUAAAAAACAACCACCUGUUUCUCUGUUCACAACGGAAACUGAUUCAGAUAUGAAAAAAAAACAAUUGGUAUCCAUUGCCAAAAUAAAAUUAGCAGCGUAUUUUGCUGAACAUAAUGUGCCGUUUUUAGGAGCCGAUCACUUGUCAGAAUUACUUACGAAAGUAUUUCCUGACUCAGAAAUCGCGAAGAAUAUUAACGUUAACAGAACUAAAACGACAGCGAUUAUUAAAAAUGUAAUUGGUAGUUCUCAAAAGUUCAUUUUAUCUGAGAAAUUAAAAAAACAAAAAUUUAGCCUGAUGACAGACGAGUCAACUGAUAUUGGUACAAUAAAAACUUCCUGUGUAGUUGCAAGAUUUUAUGAUGAAUCUAGUGAAAUGAUAGCAAGCGUUUUUUGGCAACUACACAAUGUUUAUGACACAGAUAAUCCUAGUUCAGCCAGUGCCGAACACCUUUAUAACGAUUUGAUUUCCACGCUUAAUGAGUAUGAAAUACCAUUAACCAAUAUAAUUGGUUUUGGUAGUGAUGGAUGUAACGUUAUGAUGGGCCAACAUAACUCUGUUGUUUCUCGACUGCGUGAGUCAUGUCCAGGCAUUUUUAUAAUGAAAUGUGUAUGCCAUUCGGCCCACUUAUGUGCAAGUGAAGCAUGUAAACAAUUGCCUCAUAAAUAUUUUCAAUUUUCUAAAGAGUAG